Caenorhabditis elegans is the source of this 369-nucleotide messenger RNA. It is a transcript of the gene C25A1.20, whose product is annotated as Proteasome assembly chaperone 3. Bases 1 to 369 code for a protein of 122 amino acids. Lineage: Eukaryota; Metazoa; Nematoda; Chromadorea; Rhabditida; Rhabditidae. The record is from RefSeq and is marked reviewed. The transcript has 3 exons.
AUGAGUUUCAAAGAUUUUUCUUUCGAGUUCAACGGAGAACCAAUUCACUUUUCGAUAACCUCGCAUCCCGACAAAGAUCUUGUGCACUUCAAUUCAACAGGAAGAAUCGGACAAGUAAUCGAAGUUAUUCAGCCACCAGAGAUUCUAUCUAGCCAGCUCUCCGAUCAACAAAGAGUCGAAUACGAGUUGAAGAGCUUGCUGGGAAAUCCUGAAUUGCCCGGCGUUGAGUUAUUCAUUCGUAGAUUUGUGAUCCAUUUCGCAGGAACAAACCAGAGGAAGAGUGCUCUUUUUGUUUUCGGAAUCGAUCUUGAUGGCAUCCCGAACGAAUGCAUUGCAGCCGCUUUGCAAGCCCUCGAAGAGAAUCAUUAG